This is a messenger RNA of Papaver somniferum (opium poppy), 740 nucleotides long. RefSeq names its product squamosa promoter-binding-like protein 15. NCBI's taxonomy places the organism in Eukaryota, Viridiplantae, Streptophyta, Magnoliopsida, Ranunculales, Papaveraceae. Gene Ontology annotation, molecular function: DNA binding; protein binding. The transcript is spliced from 3 exons. The record is from RefSeq and is a predicted model, not a curated record. The annotation marks the transcript as partial.
UUCACUGUGCAUACAUGGGAGGAUACACAUCAAAGGAAGUUACUGGAUCAGCUGGCACUAUAUAUGAUCGCACAAGUGCAGAAAGUUUCAACUUUUCCAGUGAAAUUCCUAAUGUUCUUGGCCGCUGUUUCAUUGAGGUUGAGAAUGGUUUCAAAGGGAACAGUUUUCCACUCAUAAUAGCUGAUUCUAGCAUCUGUCAAGAAUUGAGACUUCUCGAACCGGAAUUAGAGAUAUAUGCUAGUGUCAGUGAUGGGACCGCAGAACAACAGAACCUGGAUUCUGAACGGCUUAGGUCAAGGGAGGAUAUCUUGCAUUUCUUGCAUGAACUUGGAUGGUUGUUCCAAAGGAAAAACAUCCCAUCCAGUUUUGAUGGCCUAGAUUUCUCCCACGGGCGGUUCAAGUUUCUCUUCAUAUUUUCCAUAGAAAGGGACUGGUGUGCUCUGGUGAAAAUGCUUCUAGACAUACUUGUGGAAAGAAACAUGAAAGAAGGUGCAUUAUCAAGGGAGUCUCUGGAGAAUCUUUCAGAUAUUCACCUUUUACACAGGGCAGUAAAGAGGAAAUGCAGAAGCAUGGUUGAUUUGCUCAUUAAAUAUUCUCUAACUAGCACCACUGGUGCUCCGGAGACAUACCUUUUCUCUCCAAGUCAAAUGGGUCCGGGUGGUCUUACACCUCUACACCUGGCUGCGUGCCUACAUGAUUCAAAGGAGAUGGUGGAUAUUUUAACUGAGGAUCCUCAAAAG